AUGCACAACAACUACAGUGUCCAGUACGUCAAGGGCGCUGAGACCACCUCGGAACGCUAUUUUCUAGACCCGGAGUUGGGGCGUCAAAAAGGAUGCUGUCACCAGCGGCGCCAGGACCCAGCGGCCCCUCGAGCCCGUGGGCCCUGUCGGCCACCCCCCCAGUCACAGUGCCAGCUAGCUUGCCCAAACCACCGGAGUGGUGGCCGACGCAGGGGCUCCCAGUCCCUAGUCCUGCAGCGGCAGCAGCAGCAGCAGUGGCGGCCACAGCAGCCCCCACCUGCACCUCUUAGCCCUUCACGGCCACAACUCCACCUGGCACGCAAGGCCCAGAAGGGGCUGCCAGCCACGGCCGCUGCCCCCACGGGCCCUGCCACCAGGCCCCAGCUGCCCCCCACCACGGCCAGCAGCGACCCAGCCCUGCCCUUGGCAGCCGGGAUCCUGCUGGAGCCCAGCGAGCCCACUGAUGCGCGGCCACUGCCAGCCCCAGCAUCCUGCGGUUCCUUCACCUCCUACAGCCCUGACAUCCUGACCGAGGAUGACGUCUAUUGCAGCUGCCUGGCCAAGACCCUGUGCCACGUGCCGGUCCCCGUGACCGUGGGCUUCUACGCGCCCUUCGGCUGCCGCCUGCACAUGAUGCUGGACAAGAUUACCACAUUGAUGCAGCAAGAGGCGGCGCAGCGCGAGGCCGAAGAGCUGCAGCGCGUGCAGUGGCGGCCGCGGCCCGUGCGCGGCUGGGGCUUCCCGCGGCUGCUGUGCUACCUGGUCUUCCUGCAGCCCAUCAUCACCGAGCUGCACCUGAGACGCAAGAACGUGCAGUUCCUCUUCAUCCGCUUCAGCGCCUGGCAGUACGCGGGCACCGACAAGCUGUGGGCCGGCCUGGUGACCACACUGUGCGAGGGGAUCCGGCACCACUAUGGCGCGCUGCCCUUCAGCGUGUACUCAGUGCUGGGCAACAAGCCCGCCACCACAUCGGGCUUGGGCCAGUGCGAAUGGCACUGCCGGCGCCGCGUGUGCCUGGCGCUGCUGGCGCUGCUGGCGGCACUGAGUCUAGGUAUAGGGCUGCUUUACCUGUCCCUGAGCAGUGGUCAUGCGCUGGGCCACGGCGGUGGCAGCAGUGUGCUCAAGGUGUUCGGUGGCGCGGCCACCACGCUUUCGGGCUCAGGGCUGCUCAUGGCCGUGUACUCGGUGGGCAAGCACCUGUUCGUGAGCCAGCGCAAGAAGAUCGAGCGGCUGGUGUCGCGGGAGAAGUUCGGCAGCCAGCUGGGUUUCAUGUGCGAGGUGAAGAAGGAGGUGGAGCUGCUCACCGACUUCCUGUGCUUCCUGGAGAUCUACCAACGGCGCCGCCUGCGCGUGGUGCUGGAGGUCACCGGGUUGGACACGUGCUAUCCAGAGCGCGUGGUGGGCGUGCUCAACGCCAUCAACACGCUGCUGUCUGACAGCCACGCGCCCUUCAUCUUCAUCCUGGUCGUGGACCCCAGCAUCCUGGCGGCGUGCCUCGAGAGCGCUGGCAACAUGAAGGGCACGGCCGACAACGGCUACCUCUUCCUCAACCGCACCGUCACGCUGCCCUUCUCGGUGCCCAUCAUGGGCCGCCGCACCAAGCUGCAGUUCCUGCAGGACGCUGUGCAGAGCCGCGACGACCUGCUCUACCGAGAGAUCACGCGCAAGUUGCGGUGCCCAGGCAGCAGUGACGCGGGCGACGAGGACGCACAGCUGCUGGCCGUGGAGACGCAGGCGGGUGCUGAGCGCGCACAAGGCCGCAUCGACGCGGAGGCGGCGCGUCGCAUCCAGGAGGCACUCUCCUGCUUGCACGAUGAGCGCGACUGCCUGUACGAGUACGUACCGGACAACGUAGUGUACAUGCGGCGUAUUGUCAACACCGUGCCCAUCACCGUGCGCCUGCUGCAGCAGCAACAAGUGCACCUCGGCGGCCCCACGCCGCGCCAGGCUGUGGCCUGGGUCGUGCUCGCCAACCAGUGGCCCUGCCGCCUUAGCUGGGUGCUGCAGUGCCUGGAGGACCGGCAGCAGGCUGGGGGCGCGCCGGAGGGCCGGGCACGCCUUUGGGACGUGUUCCGUGACAACAGCCGUGAGUUGCACACCAUGACCAAGGCGCUACAAAACGUGCUCGACCUGGAUGGCGACCCGGAGCUCUUCGAACGCUUUCUGGGCGCUGACUUCCCGUUCACCGUGGCCGAGGCGCAGUGCUUGCUCCGCUGCACGGUCAACCUGGACCACUCCAUCCGCCGGCGCAUGGGCCAGAUCAGGGCGGUCAGCGCGCUCAAGCCCGCCAGCCCGCCCAAGUCCCCUGCACGAGCAGACAGUGCAGUUGGGGCAUCGCCGAUAGGACGGGCCGCAGUGCGGAGUGCCAGCGAAGCCCACCGCUCUCAGGAUGGGGCUCACAGGGGCAAGCCGAGGCCAGUGGCCUGA
Ochotona curzoniae (black-lipped pika) is the source of this 2427-nucleotide messenger RNA. RefSeq names its product NTPase KAP family P-loop domain containing 1 (gene NKPD1). Lineage: Eukaryota; Metazoa; Chordata; Mammalia; Lagomorpha; Ochotonidae. Bases 1 to 2427 code for a protein of 808 amino acids. The record is from RefSeq and is a predicted model, not a curated record. The transcript has 4 exons.